This is a messenger RNA of Elaeis guineensis (African oil palm), 1023 nucleotides long. The record is from RefSeq and is a predicted model, not a curated record. Lineage: Eukaryota; Viridiplantae; Streptophyta; Magnoliopsida; Arecales; Arecaceae.
CCGACACCACCAUCUAACCUUGGGCACCUCUUUCUUCCUCAUCGAUGGAUACCAAAACUAUGGCGGAAAAGGAUCAGCUGAAGCUCGUCGCGGCCGCGUUAUCCCCCGCCGUCAAUCCAAUCGGCAGCGACGAAGAAGGCAGCGCGGCCACCGGCUGGCGAUUGGUCCGAUAUCUCCGCAAGCGCCGGUUCGUGGUCUGGUGCUGCUGCAGCUGCGGCCUUACCGUCGUCGUCCUCGGCAUCGCCCUCCUUAUCCUGUCCCUCACUGUGUUCAUGGUCAAAGACCCCACCCUCACCAUGAACUCCAUCAGCUUGACGAGCGUCGACAUCCAUCUUUUUACGGCCAAAAGCGUCAUGUCGCUGAACGCGACGCUCACCGCCGACAUCUCGAUAAAGAACCCGAACGUGGCGUUUUUCAGGUUCAGUAACAGCACCACCGAGUUCUACUACAACGGGGAGAUCGUUGGGUUGGCGUACGCGCCGAGCGGCAAGGUGUCGGCCCACCGGAUGGUGAGGAUGAACGUGACGGUGGACGUGCUCGUCGACCGGGCGGUGGCGCAGAUUAACGGGACGUCGAGCCUGAUAACGGGCCGGGAGUUUAUCUUGACGAGCUACACGGAGUUAAAUGGAAGGGUGAACGUGAUAGGGAUUAACAAACGGGACAUAUAUGUGGCGAUGAACUGUAGCAUCAACCUGGAGGUUUCUGCCUUCUCGCAGGAGAUCAGUAAAUCGGUCUGCCUGGCUACCGUCAAGUGAAGGAAGUGGGGAUCCAUAGUUUGAUGAGGGGUUUGGUAUCUAUGUUUGAUUGAUAUCUAAAAUUUUUGUCUUCCCUGCUUCUGUGUUGUUGUUAUAGGUGGUUUGUGAAUAUAUGUGAUGUUUUGGUAUCUGUUGAAUGGUGGCCUGUCUCUGGAUUUCAGUACUACUUUAACGGACAGUAGCACCAAUCAUGCAAGUGGGUCUCAUGUCUGUUGAUAAGCAGCUGUUUUUUGCUUCGAUCAUAUUCCUACGUACUGAUUUUCUAAGU